Drosophila arizonae is the source of this 931-nucleotide messenger RNA. It is a transcript of the gene c12.1, whose product is annotated as spliceosome-associated protein CWC15. Lineage: Eukaryota; Metazoa; Arthropoda; Insecta; Diptera; Drosophilidae. Gene Ontology annotation, molecular function: RNA binding. Gene Ontology annotation, biological process: mRNA cis splicing, via spliceosome. The record is from RefSeq and is a predicted model, not a curated record. Gene Ontology annotation, cellular component: catalytic step 2 spliceosome.
CACUGAAUUAGAAUUGUUUUAAAUAAAGUUUGUUUUCUUUUGGAUAAAUUAGAGAUUUAAAAUGACUACAGCAGCGCGCCCAACAUUUGAUCCAGCGCGAGGUGGCUCUGGACGUGGUGAAAAAGAUUUAAGCGCACUUAGCAAACAGUAUUCGAGUCGCGAUUUGCCUGGGCAUACCAAACUUAAAUACAGAGAAAUUGGUCAAGGAACCAGCGAGGAGAUACGCAAUCGUGAUUUUCGCAAGGAGCUUGAGGAACGGGAGCGCGAUUUACGUUCUGGCAACAACUCGAACAAGGCGCUGCCCUCCAUUGUGCGCAAGGCUAUUGAGGCGAACAAUGCAAGCGGGAGCAGCGCAAGCAAACGUACCAAAUUAGACAGCCUGUCGCAGCAGCAGCUACAUCAGCAGCAGCAACAACAUGCUGCCAAUCUCGAUGCAGACGAGCCACUGGACAAUGACAGCUCGGAUUCGGAAAGCGAUUCGGACGAUGAUGAUGCGGCCCUGCUAGCCGAGCUGCAGAAGAUCAAACAGGAACGCUUGCAAGAGGCGGCACGCCGUGAAGCUGAAAAGAAACAGGAGGACGAACGCAUUCGCAUGGAGAACAUUCUAUCGGGCAAUCCACUAAUUAACUAUGAGCCCGGCACAGCGGCAUCAGCUGCUGGACGCACCUCUGGCAAUGGCGGGGAUCUGAAAAUAAAGCGUCGUUGGGACGAUGAUGUUGUCUUCAAAAACUGCGCACGCUCGGCUCCAGAAAAGAAAACUCACUUCGUUAACGACGCUCUGCGCUCGGACUUCCACAAAAAGUUUAUGGACAAGUACAUUAAGUAGAUAAGAUACCAGAUUAAGAUGAUCUAUGUAAGCAGUUGAGUUCUACUGCCCAACCAACAUAUUUGUAAUAGUUUUAUACAACCUAAUUUUUUUUUUUUGUUUGUG